Messenger RNA from Gracilinanus agilis (Agile Gracile Mouse Opossum), 942 nucleotides. It is a transcript of the gene LRRC10, whose product is annotated as leucine rich repeat containing 10. The record is from RefSeq and is a predicted model, not a curated record. Gene Ontology annotation, molecular function: protein binding. The coding region runs from base 1 to 942 and encodes 313 amino acids. NCBI's taxonomy places the organism in Eukaryota, Metazoa, Chordata, Mammalia, Didelphimorphia, Didelphidae. The transcript has a single exon.
AUGGGACGGGACGAAGCAGCAGCGCGGCGCUCCCUAGCCCUGCUUCUGUGGGCCGCGGCUGCUCGCCAUGCCCCCGGCCUCAGGAUGGGCAACACCAUCCGGGCCCUCGUCGCCUUGGUCCCCACCAGCAGCUGCCAGAACUACCUGCUCGGAGAGCUCGAGGAGAUGCCCCUGGACAAGAUGGUGGACCUGAGCAGCAGCCAGCUGCGCUGGUUCCCCUUGCACGUGUGCUCUUUCCGGGAGCUGGUCAAGCUCUACCUGAGCGACAACAACCUGAGCAGCCUGCCCCCGGAGCUGGAGCAGCUGCAGAACCUGCAGAUCCUGGCCCUGGACUUCAACAACUUCAAGGCUCUGCCCCGCGUCGUGUGCACGCUGAGGCAGCUCUGCAUCCUCUACCUGGGCAACAACAAGCUGCGCGACCUGCCCCCGGAGCUCAGCUGGCUCCAGAACCUGCGGACCCUGUGGCUGGAGAACAACUCUCUCACCCAGCUGCCCGACGUGGUCUGCGAGCUGAGCCUCCUCAAGACCCUGCACGCGGGAUCCAACGCCCUCCGCCUCCUCCCCAGGCAACUGAGUCGCCUGCAGGAGCUGAGGACCAUCUGGCUGUCGGGCAACCUGCUGAACGAUUUCCCAGCUGUGCUCCUCCACAUGCCCUUCCUCGAGGUGAUCGACGUGGAUCGGAACAACAUCUCUCACUUCCCCAGCCUGCUCCACCUGGCAGGCCUCAAGCUGGUCAUCUACGACCACAACCCCUGCAGGAAUGCCCCCAAGGUGGCCAAGGGGGUGCGGCGCGUGGGCCGGUGGGCCGAGGAAACGCCCGAGCCGGACCCCAGGAAAGCCAGGCGGCUCCGGAUGGCCAAGGAGGAGGCGGCUGAGGAAGGCCAGGUACCCGCUCCCCCUGCCCCUCCUCCUCUUCCACCGCCCGCUGGCGAGGACACUUGA